Messenger RNA from Pundamilia nyererei, 4578 nucleotides. RefSeq names its product MIB E3 ubiquitin protein ligase 2 (gene mib2). Lineage: Eukaryota; Metazoa; Chordata; Actinopteri; Cichliformes; Cichlidae. Gene Ontology annotation, molecular function: ubiquitin-protein transferase activity; protein binding; zinc ion binding. Gene Ontology annotation, cellular component: cytoplasm. The record is from RefSeq and is a predicted model, not a curated record. The transcript has 20 exons. Bases 355 to 3591 code for a protein of 1078 amino acids. Gene Ontology annotation, biological process: protein ubiquitination.
UAGAGCGAAUGUUGUCCCCACGGGCUAUGAAAGAGAGGGCUGUGCAUCCUUAUGCAGAGCUUGAUGCGCAUGUGUUUUUGCAUUUUUUUUUGUUUUGUUUCUGUAAACACAGCGUGUCAGCUUCACAUGCGUGCUGCCGAUGCUCACGUCCCUCAGUGAUGGAGUAUAGCAUCAGAGGAAGCCUUUACAGAGCAAAGCCCAUUGGCCUGUUUUUUAUGUGAGACCACGGGAACGUCAAGCUGAAUGCAGCGCUCAUCAGGCAGCCGCUUUUCCUGGCCUUCCUCCUCCCUCUCACCUCCUCCUCCUCCUCCUCCACGGCGGUAAUCCUUGCUGACACAACGCACAAAGGACUAAAUGCUGGCUGCAUCCUCCAGCAGCAAGGCACUCUCCUCUUCCUUCAGCUCUGAUCCUCUACAGCCUGUUUGUCUGUACACUACAGAAGGAUGCUGGUUCUCAGGAUGUAGGAGCUGCUUCCUCUCCUUCCUGUUUUUGUCGGUCUCUGUGUUCACCCUGCUGCACAUCACUAUACCAACAGUCACCCCUGAUCUGUUCCCGGAAACAACCCUUGUGCCGUCCUUACCAGCAGUACCAUCGGCACGAGCCGGCUCUGCACCUCAGAAGCCCCGGAGGCGCAGCAGCAGCGGACGUGACAGCGUUGCCAGGCCUCAGACGUUGCCCUCAGCCUGUCGGCCAGGCCCCAAAAGAGGCAGCAUGGAGGUAGGCAUGCGUGUUGUGCGCGGCCUGGACUGGAAAUGGGGAAACCAAGAUGAUGGUGAGGGCCAUGUGGGUACUGUGGUGGAGAUCGGGCGUCAGGGCAGCACUACAACUCCAGACAAGACGGUGGUGGUGCAGUGGGACAGCGGCACGAGAACCAACUACCGUACUGGCUACCAGGGUGCCUAUGACCUGCUGCUUUAUGAUAACGCUCAGAUUGGGGUGCGUCAUUCCAAUAUCAUCUGUGACAGCUGCAAGAAGCAUGGAAUCAUGGGAAUGCGAUGGAAGUGCAAGGUGUGCUUCGAUUAUGACCUGUGCACCCAGUGUUACAUGAACAACAAGCAUGACCUGAGCCACGCUUUCGAGCGUUACGAGACAGCACACUCCCAGCCGGUGAGCCUGGCACCGAGGCAGAACCUCCCACGAAUCAUCCUCAAAGGAAUCUUCCAGGGGGUUAAAGUGGUUCGUGGACCAGACUGGGACUGGGGCAACCAAGAUGGUGGGGAGGGUAAGGUUGGGAAGGUAGUGGACAUUCGUGGCUGGGACAACGAGUCUGGUCGCAGCGUGGCCAGUGUCACCUGGUCUAAUGGCACCACUAAUGUUUACCGAAUGGGCCACAAGGGCAAGGUAGACCUGAAAUAUGUGACAGAUGGCCAGGGAGGCUUCUAUUACAAAGAUCACCUACCAAAACUUGGAGAGCAUGCAGAGCUGCAGCGUCAGGAGAGUGCAGACGGCCAUUCUUUCCAGCAGGGUGACAAGGUCAAAUGUCUGUUGGAGGUAGACAUCCUACGGCAGAUGCAGGAGGGCCACGGAGGGUGGAACCCCAAAAUGGCAGAGUACAUUUGCCGGAUUGGGACGGUUCACAGAAUCACUGACCGAGGAGAUGUCAGAGUCCAGUACAGCAACAAUAUCCGCUGGACUUUCCAUCCUGGGGCACUCACCAAGGUGAACACGUUUGGAGUUGGGGAAUUAGUGAGAGUAUUGGAAGACAUGGAGAGCGUGAAGAGACUGCAGGCUGGCCAUGGAGAAUGGACAGACAGCAUGACUCCUGUGCUGGGCCAGGUCGGCAAGGUGUUGAAAGUAUAUGCAGAUGGUGACCUACGGGUAGCAUUUGGAGGCCAGACAUGGACAUUUAACCCAGCGUGCCUCUCAGCCCAACCCAUGGAGGUGGAUGCCAACCUCAUGACGGCCGAGAACCCCAACGAAUCUGGAAGUACUGUCAUCUCAGUGCUGGAGAAGCUGCUCUCUCAGUCCACAGAGCAAGACAAUCCCAGUCGGCUAGUCAUUGAGGCAGCGCAUGGCAGUGCCAGCAAGGUGCGGGAGCUGGUGCAGAAGUAUCCUGACAAGGUGGAUAUCAAGAACCAAGGCAAGACUGCGCUGCAGGUUGCUGCUCACCAAGGCCACAUGGAGGUGGUGAAGGCCCUGCUGCAGGCAAACAGCUCAGUUGAGGUCAAAGAUGAAGAUGGAGACACGGCAUUGCACUACACUGCUUUUGGUAAUCAGGCGGAGAUCGCGCGGCUGCUGUUGAGUAAGGGGGCAAAUGUCAACCUCCUGAACAACUCCAUGUGCACGGCGCUCCACAUCGCCGUCAACAAGGGCUUCACUGACGUGGUGCGGGUGCUAACUGAACAUUCUGCUGAUGUCAAUCUCCAGGAUUCAUACGGGGACACGCCGCUCCACGACGCCAUUGCUAAAGAUUUCCGCAAUAUCAUUGAGAUCCUGUCCGUGGUGCCCAACAUUGAUUUCACCCAGCAGAACCACAGAGGCUUCAACCUGCUGCACCAUGCUGCCCUCAAAGGAAACAAACUGGCCACAGAAAAGAUCCUGGCCCGAGCACGGCAGCUGGUCGAUGUUAAAAAAGAGGACGGCUUCUCUGCGCUGCAUCUGGCGGCUCUCAACAACCACAAAGAUGUCGCAGAAAUCCUCAUCAAGGAGGGGCGCUGUGACAUCAACAUCCGAAACAACCGGAACCAGACGCCGCUUCAGCUGGCGGUGACGCAGGGCCACACAGAGUUGGUGCAGCUGCUGGUGGACGAGGGCGCCGACGUCAACAUGGAGGACGAGGACGGUGACACGGCCAUGCACGUGGCCCUCCUCCGCCCGCAGCUGGCCAACGUUAUGCUCAGCCCAUCCGUAGGUACCAGCAGCAGCGAGGAGAGCAGCGACGGAUGUUCCUCCACGUCUCUGUACUGCAGGCUGAACGCGACAGGUCUUCUGGGGAGUACGGAGCUGAGCGUAGGCACAGCUGUCGCCUGUUUUCUAGCGAUGGAAGGUGCUGACAUCAGCUACGCCAACCACAAGGGCAAGAGUCCUCUGGACUUGGUGGCAGACAGCACCAUGCUGCAGCUCAUCAAGAGCUUCUCUGAGAAGCACAGGUUGCAGCGCCUGCAGGCCAUCACAUGCGGACAGGGCCUGAGCAGCGCCAGCCUGCGGCGGGUCCACACGACGCCCAACACCAUGACCAACCUGGUUCUACCAACGCCGCCCGGGCCCAGUGAAUGCCUCAUCUGCUCCGAGCUGGCUCUUCUGGUUCUCUUCUGCCCCUGCCAGCACAGUGUGGCCUGUGAAGAAUGUGCCCAUCGCAUGAAGAAGUGCAUCAAAUGCCAGGUCACAAUCACCAAGAAAAUUAGGCAAGACCAAACGGAGGUGGACUGCAGCCCCGGCACCGAGAACUCAGAGCAGCACAACCUGCUCGAACAACUGCAGUCCCGCUACCGUCAGAUGGAGGAGAGGAUGACCUGUCCCAUCUGCAUCGACAACCACAUCAAGCUGGUCUUCCAGUGCGGGCACGCCUCCUGCAUCGACUGCAGCGCCGCGCUUAAGACCUGCCCGAUCUGCCGGCAGACCAUCCGCGAGCGGAUCCAGCUGUUUGUCUGAGCUUCUCUCUCCGCUCAGUCCAGAGAAUAGUGGAGGGGGGCAUCGGAGAGAAGCGAGGCUGGGGAUGGGCAGUGGGCAGCUGUUAUUUUGGACACCCCCAGUAACCCCAACCAUCCCCUUGGAUCAGCCUACAGGCUGCUUGACUAUCAGAUGCUGUAUUAAAUCACUGAGAGGCCACCUUGUGUUCGGAGUAGCUUUCAUCGAGCAGCGCAGGCAGGAACGUGUUUAUUAAUUUAAUUCGAUUUUCAGCUCCAGGACAGAUGUUUAGCUGAGUACGACAGUCAAAGUCACGAGACGCCGCCGCUGCUUUGAUUGGCAAGCUGGGAGGGUAAAAAAACGCCCCUCCCCUCACUCACUACUUCUUUUCCUCACUCCCACCCAGCCUCUGCCUCGUGUAAUCUGUCCUCUCUUUGCUGCUUUAAGUGGAUGUUUGUCCCAUCAUCCUCUCUGGCUCUCUGGCCACAUCUGUUUACAAGGCUGCGCAGAAAUCACUUCUCAUCUUGCUCCUCAGCCUGUCCUGUGAAUUAUGUUUGCUCUCAUUUGUAUCAGUCUCUUAAUAAUCAGUGUUAGUCUCUGCAGAGGGAGUUGGUAUAACUAAAGGCUCUCUAUAUAAUCCCCAACCAAUUGUCUGUAUGCAAGGGGAAAUACACACUGUAUAUGCAUGAACAUAUGCAUAUUGCAAAGCUGAAAAGGACCGUGUCGUCAUGGGUGAUUUGUUGUCGUUUUCUUUCUCUCUGCUUACAUUUGUGGUUUAUAACGUACCUACGAGUACAGGUGUGUAUUUAUGUGUGAAAGGUGGUAUUACUUAGUAAUGUCCUUUUUCGGCCAAAAGGUUUUUGGUUUCUACUGAAGUUCACCCCCAAGCCUAUGUCCUCUACUCAGGGUAUCAAAUCAUUGAAAGCACUUGGAAUAUCCAUACAGAAUUAAAGAGCCACCCCCAGACACACACACACACACACACACACACACACACACACACACACACAC